This is a messenger RNA of Leptonychotes weddellii (Weddell seal), 3621 nucleotides long. Lineage: Eukaryota; Metazoa; Chordata; Mammalia; Carnivora; Phocidae. The record is from RefSeq and is a predicted model, not a curated record.
GUAUACAACUGGAUGAACUUUUUCUUACGUAUAUACCUUGUAACUGCCAACCCAAUCAAGACACUGAACGUUUCCAUCAUCCAGAAUGUUCCUUAAUGUCCCUUCCCAGUCAGUACGCCCUCACCUCAGAGGUAAGCAUUGUUGUAGCUUUUAUCACCAUAAAUUAGACUUUAGUCCAACUGUCUUGUGGAAUAUCCCACACUGUGGAUUUGUCUGCUCAUUUCUCCUCAUGGUAUUGGACACGUUCCGCUUUGCUAUGUAUUCCCCAUAAGCUGGAAGUUGAGUCUAGGCUGAAUGGCAAAACAUUUCUGGUGAGAACACAUUAUCUGUCAUGCCACCCACCUUACCGGCUCCUCUCCUCCCGCAGAUGAGCUCCCCACACAAGAACUCUGCGCCAUCAUCCCUGAAUGAGUAUGAGGUGCUGCCCAACGGCUGCGAGGCCCAUUGGGAGGUGGUGGAGCGCAUCCUGUUCAUCUACGCCAAGCUCAACCCUGGCAUCGCUUACGUGCAGGGCAUGAAUGAGAUCGUGGGGCCCCUCUAUUAUACCUUCGCCACCGACCCCAACAGCGAGUGGAAAGAGCACGCCGAGGCAGACACCUUUUUCUGCUUCACCAACCUCAUGGCUGAGAUCCGGGACAACUUCAUCAAGAGCCUGGAUGACUCACAAUGUGGUAUCACUUACAAGAUGGAAAAGGUGUACUCUACCUUGAAGGACAAGGACAUGGAACUCUACCUGAAACUGCAAGAGCAGAACAUCAAGCCCCAGUUCUUCGCCUUCCGCUGGCUGACACUGCUGCUGUCCCAGGAGUUCUUGCUGCCCGACGUCAUCCGUAUCUGGGAUUCCCUCUUCGCCGACGACAACCGUUUCGACUUCCUCCUCCUGGUCUGCUGUGCCAUGCUCAUACUGAUCCGGGAGCAGUUGCUGGAAGGGGACUUUACCAUAAACAUGCGGCUCCUACAGGAUUACCCCAUCACAGAUGUCUGCCAGAUCCUACAGAAAGCCAAGGAACUCCAAGACUCAAAGUAGCCUGCUGGCAAGAGGCCCAGUUUGGGAGAGAAGACACUGACCCCUGUGCCCUGGCUUCUGGGACACACAAGAGCCUCUGGGAUCCCAGCCAGCCCGAGGGGAAGCUGCAGGACUGGCCCACUCCAGGCCACCUCAUCUGGCUCCCUCAUCCUAGGCCGCUCCCGCUGGGGGCACACUGUGCCAUGCUCCUUUCUAACCACCCAGCCCUGGCUCCCUCCCCGCUCUUCGACCCGGAGGCCUUUUGCCCAGGCUGCCGAGCAAGGCUGGAGCUCAUGAGGUAGUUUCUUGGGGCUGGGGGCACUGGGGGCCAGCAAGGGUCCUUCCCUGCCUCUGCUGCUCCCUUCCCCCUCUCCUGCUCGGGUCUUCUGGGCUCGGGUUGCAGGAGGUGCUUGGCAAAUGAGCCAGUACCACUUCUUCUGGGGCUUGGUGCUUAGGCUUCUCCAUGGGGAAGGUGACACUGUGAAGGAGCUAAGAAGCUGCCAGGCCCAGGUCACACCCUCUGUCCCUCUCCCACUGAGUGUGUUUCUGUCUGUAGUCAUGGGUGGGUGUGUCUGUGUGUCCUCAUCCCCCAGGUAUCUGCUGCUCCUCUGUGGGUGUCGGGCAGUGUGUGUGUGAGGGGGGUGGGGGCAUCUUUGCUCCUUUGAGGUCUUUCUUCUCUGUCCCCUUCCCCUCAGAGUGUGUGUGACUGUCUCGUUCUGUCUGCCCCUCUCUCCAUUUCCCUCUGCCCUUCUCUCUUGGGGUGCCUUAUCCCCAGCCUCUUCCCCCUCCUGCUCCCCUCCAUUCCAUGAACCCCAGAGACAGAAUGAGGAGUCCGGCGAAGUCCCUGGGGGUCAACUUUUGAGGCCUGUUCCCAUCCCCAGCCCUAGGUCCCCGGGUCCCACAGACUGGGAGGGAGGCCGUAGUGCCUCCCUAGAGGGCCCUGAAUCCGCUCCCGACAGAAAUCUUGGGAACAAAAGCUGCUGAGAAAUGAUGGCCUACAAGGCUUUGGGCUCCUUACCCUCCUUUCUGCCCAGGGUUGGAAGAAGGAGACGAGGGAGAGCUGAGUCUUCCAGAGAUUCCCCCUAAAGGCCCUUGUUUCCCAAAGGAAAAGGACAGGAAAGUGGUACUGUGCCAGGGGUUGGGAUCCAAGUGCUUCAGAAGAGUAGUCCUUCCCGUGGCUUCCAGGUUCCGGCCCAGGGUGGUGAGGCCCAUAAAGGGCAGGUGGGGCCAGCGGGAGCCUCCCUGGGCCAGGGGUAGCUGAGCUUAACAGCCCUGGAUCCUGUCGGUGCCAGAAAAGGCGUGUCUCCCCCAAGCAGGGUGAAGGAGCUGCUGGCCCUUCCCUGGUCACCUGCUUGGGCUCUUCCCAGGAUUUGGGGCAGGGGCACUCUGGGCGGAAGCAACUGGCUUCUCUUGCCACUGGGCUGUGCAAGGAGUGGGCUUAUUUUGACCAAGCCCUUCCUCCUCUUGUGAGGAGGCAGGUGGUUUGGGUCUGGAAGGCUGGGCAAUGUAGCAGGGGGUCCUCAGCCUCUCCUCAGACUGGCCAGCGGUGGCCCUCUUGUCCCCACCGCCUUCCCGAGUCAGGCAUCCAGGACUUUGUGCUGCCCGCCCAGGCCUGGCUGUGGGCCGGGAAGAGCUGCCCGCCAAUGGCUCCUAUCCCAGCUGUACCUUGGCUGCUGCUGGGAUGUUAUGCACAUUGCCUUUUUGCCUCCUCUUCUCCCAACACACAGUCUUUGGGAGAUUUUCUACUAUUUAUUCAGACCCCUGGUUAUUUAUUGCAGACUGGCUAAUGCUUGACUUGGAGGUGAAGGGUGGGGCCAGGAGGGUAAAAAGCAGUUGGAGACAGUCUUCCUGUCUUUGCAAGGUCAGAGUCUGCAUCCUCUCCCCCUGCCUCUGGGACCUUCCUGAUUUUCCAGCAGUUCCUGGCUGGGAGGGCUGUGAGCUCUGUACUGGAAUUGAGGGUAAGGGAUGGGGGAGGGCUGCUGUUGAGAGGGCUGGUAUCGUCUCUGGACCACAAGACCCCAGCAUGGCGCAGAGACACACUUCCAGCAGCCUGGCUCGGCCUCUUCCCAGAACUUGUCAGCUGGUGGUUCAUUCCCAACUUUGACCCCUUCACAGCCUGAGGCUUGGGCCCCAGCCUGGGCCCCAGCAGACUCUGCCCAGGACACCUGAUGCAUUCCCUCUUGCCUGUCCCCCCUGCCUUCCCUCCUGGGGCCGUACUACUUGAAUCACUGCGUCUGAUUCGCCUCAGUGGCAGGCUUAGAUCCAGUGCUCUCUCCUUGACUUUGGGAUGAGGGUCGAGCACAGGGACCCUGUGCAGAUUAGGCUGCGCUCCCCAGUGGGAUACUGCCUGGGGAAAGGGCAGGCCCUUGGUGAUUCCCCCUUCCCAGACUCUCCAGAGAGGUGCCCUGAGAGCCAGAGUGCCUGAGGCUUCCCUAUUGGGAAGCUGCCCCCAGGACUUUGGACACUUACAGAUUGGGCUAUAUGAACUCAGCAGGUCUCACUCCGGGGUCAGAAUGUGAGUCUGCUUUUGUUCUUUUCAUCAGUUUUAUUCCUUGAAUCAGUGCUGUUGAUUGAUGACAAGUUGUCUUUAAUAAAUCAUGUGUUCUUUGCAAUGG